AUGUUUGUAGCGAUAAUCCUCAAUCAUUCGUUUUACUCGCUUGUUAUUGUAAGCGCUCGGUCAAGGAUGUUUGAACCUCCAUUCAUAAGCGACUUUGAUUUUGGGACAGAUUUCGGGAGCUCGGCACAAAAUCCGUUCUCGCUUCGCACCAGAUUACGAGAGGUACGAGAUGCGUUCCGAGGAAUCCGGGUAAUUAUUGUUUAUUUCCUAAACAAACUGUGUAUUUUUUCUUGUGUUUGUAAUGACAUCCUUCGCAAAAAGUAA
Molecule: messenger RNA, 264 nt
Organism: Gongylonema pulchrum
Lineage: Eukaryota; Metazoa; Nematoda; Chromadorea; Rhabditida; Gongylonematidae
Source: the annotation of a GenBank genome assembly